AUGGAGAAAGGGAAAGAGCACGCAUCUCCGUUAACACCUCCUACCACAGAUCCACCAACAAAUUCAUCAACUCAGGUGAUAGCAAGACCCUUUUAUCCACAAUUCUCAAUACCUCAUACCACAAGUCCAGCAACACAGCUAAUACCAAGACCAUGGUAUUCGGAUUUAUCAGCACCUCCAACCACUGAUUCAUCAACCAAUAUAGCAUCGCAGGUGAUACCGACGCUAUUUUAUCCGAACUUCCAAAACUAUAUGCAUGGUUUGCAUGCACAAAUGCCAUAUGCGUGGUUACCACCAUUUGUUUCUCGUCCUGAUUCCAACCCAAAGAAGCUGACUAGUCAGGAAAAUCUUGUAUCUCCAUUUCACUCUUCAACUACUCCUCAGGUUGAUAUAAACUUUGCAAGCUCAAGUCAUGUCGAAGAAAUUCAGGACCCCACACCUGACUCUGGGGAAGCCGAGACUUUGUCCAUGCCCUCUGUGCGUGAUACUGUUGAAUCCAAAGAUAACGAGACGUCUGGGAUACAAAAUACAGCCCCGACUGAUGGUGGUAAUAGUAUUGAGGAGCCCAAGUUGGGGAUGGUGUUUAGUUCCGAAGAAGAGUUAGUUUCUUAUUAUAAGAAAUAUGGGAAACAAUGUGGUUUCGAGAUAACGACACAAAGGAGUAAGAGGGAUGAGAAUGAGAGUCUGAGAUAUGUCACGUUGGGUUGUGCUCGUGGUGGGAAGGCACGAAACCGAACCUCAAAUGUCGCAAGACCACGUCCAACAUCAAAAACAGAGUGUAAGGCGAAGAUAAAUUCUACAUUUGUUGAUGGGAUGUUGAAAAUAUUAACAGUUCACAAUACACACAACCACGGCCUGUCCCCACAAAAAUCAAGAUUUUUUCGCUGCAAUAGAGAAGUGAGCGAAUCAGUAAAGAGAGUGUUAGAUAUAAAUGAUCAAGCUGGCAUCCGAAUGAAUAAGAGUUUUGCUGCUCUUGUGCAAGAAGCUGGUGGGUUCGAGAACUUGCCGUUCCUAGAAAAAGACUGUCGUAAUUAUAUCGACAAGGCACGUCACCUUCGACUUGGGAAAGGUGGCGCUGGAGCCCUUCGUGAGUAUUUUGCGAGGAUGCAAUACAGGAAUGACGGGUUUUUUUCAAUGAUGGAUUUCGAUGAUGAUGGCAGAUUGAGGAAUGUUUUUUGGGCAGAUGCACGAAGUAGGGCAGCUUACCAAUAUUUUGGUGAUGUCGUCACAUUCGACACCACAUAUUUGACAAACAGGUAUGGAAUGCCAUUUGCACCAUUUGUGGGUGUAAAUCACCAUGGUCAGUCAAUCCUUUUGGGAGCAGGAUUGAUCUCUAGUGAAGAUACAGAAACGUUUACAUGGUUGUUCCAAACUUGGUUGAAUUGUAUGGAAGGUAAAGCUCCGAAUGCCAUCAUCACAGACCAAGAUAGAGCAAUGAAAAAUGCCAUUGCUAUCGUCUUUCCAAACACCCGACAUAGAUUCUGCCUUUGGCACAUUUUGAAGAAAGUACCUGAGAAGCUCGGUUCACAUGGUGCAUACAAAACUGGGUUGAAAAGUCAGUUGUUAAAGUGUGUGUAUGAUUCUCAAACAAUUGAAGAAUUUGAGAAAUGUUGGGAAUUGUUAAUUACGACAUACAACUUGCAGGAGAAUGCCUGGUUGCAGAGUUUAUACACGGAGCGUACGACAAAUUUAAAAGAGUUUGUCGAUCAAUACGAUAAUGCGUUAAAGAAGAAGAUUGAGAAUGAAAAUGGGGCGGACUUCCACUCAUUUAAUGUCACAAUACCCGUGGUGUCAGUCAAUCCACUUGAAAAGAUAUUUCAGGAAUUGUACACGAACUCUAAAUUUAGAGAAGUUCAGCAGGAGAUAAUGAAGAUGCUUGGUUGUCUUCCAAUUUUACACCAAAAGGAUGGUGUAAUUGCAAUAUAUCAUGUAGAAGAUGAAGUUCGUGUUGAUGGUUUCAUCAAGGAGAUUACCCAUUGUGUGUACUUUAAUGAGACUACGUGCGAGGCCAAGUGUUCCUGUGGAUUGUUUGAGAUGAGAGGGAUCCUAUGUACACAUGUAUUAGUCAUUUUCAAAAUGAAUCAUGUUCAUGAUGUGCCAGAGAAGUAUAUAUUGGAUCGAUGGAGAAAGGACAUAAAAAGGAGAUACACUGUUAUGAAAAGUAAUUAUGAUGUAGCUGAUGCGAGGCCAGAACAUCAUGUGAUGACCAUGCUGAGGAUAUGA
Messenger RNA from Juglans regia (Persian walnut), 2223 nucleotides. Its product is annotated as protein FAR1-RELATED SEQUENCE 5-like. Gene Ontology annotation, molecular function: zinc ion binding. Lineage: Eukaryota; Viridiplantae; Streptophyta; Magnoliopsida; Fagales; Juglandaceae. The record is from RefSeq and is a predicted model, not a curated record. The transcript is spliced from 7 exons. The coding region runs from base 1 to 2223 and encodes 740 amino acids.